AUGACAGCACUUGAAGAAGAUCGGAUAGUUGAGGAUGAUUCCCCUGCUGCACCAAAGAAUGUUGUUGUCCAGAUGUCAAAUACUGAUCAUAUCACAAGUAAGUCAACCUCAUCUUUUGCCAAGCAGCAUAUGGACAUUGCUCAAGAGAUGAAAAAUGAUAAAGAACUGCAGCAGGAACCCACUGCAAAGUACCCUCAGCCAAUGAAAUUUCGAGGACCAAAAAAUGAAAGACAGGAAGCUGUGGUGAAAGCAUUUCACCAUGCCUGGAAUGGAUACAAAAAGUAUUCUUGGGGCCAUGAUCAUCUUCUUCCACUUUCUCAGUAUCACCAAGAUUGGUUUGACAUGGGGCUGACACUUGUUGACUCUAUUGACACAAUGUACAUAAUGGGACUACAAGAAGAAUUUCAGGAGGCUCGAGAGUGGGUAGCUAAUGGUUUGAAUGUAGCUGUCAAUGAAUAUGUGAAUCUUUUUGAAGUUAUCAUUCGAGUUCUUGGUGGUCUUCUGAGUGCAUAUCAUCUCUCUGGUGACCCUCUAUUCUUGACAAAGGCAGAAGAGUUGGGUCAGAACCUCAUGCCAGCCUUUGCCCUUAGUGGAAGUGGAAUUCCAUUGUCAGAUGUGAACCCAUACUCUCGGCAUGCAAGGAGCCCCUCAUGGAGCACUGCUAGCAGCACCUCAGAAGUUACCACAAUUCAGCUAGAAUUGCGUGCUUUAUCUAGAGCAACUGGAAACCCUUUAUUUGAGAAAGCAGGUAUGAGAGUGAGUGAAAUUGUCCAUGAGUUGCCAAAGAUGUCAGGCCUAGUACCCAUCUUCAUCAAUCCAAAGACAGGGAAGUUUCAGCCUCACGCAACCAUCACACUCGGAGCUCGAGGUGAUUCAUACUAUGAGUAUCUUCUGAAGCAAUGGUUGCAGACUGGAAAGUCCCUCCCCAUGUUCAAAGAUGACUUCAUUGAAGCUUUCAAGGGGAUCAAGAGUUUCUUGGCCAGGAGGACAUUUGUCAAUAACCUCCUCUUCAUAGGAGAACUGAAGAGUGGACAGGCUGCCACUUUUUACAAGAAAAUGGAUCAUUUGACUUGCUUUCUGCCUGGGACCCUUAUCUUGGCUGUGGAGAAUGGUCUCCCUGAGUACAUGAAAUCCUUUGGAGAGGAACUUCUCAAAACCUGCUACCUGACAUACAAAUGGAAUCCCACUUUCCUAGCUCCAGAAAUCACUCAUUUCAACUUUGAGGCCUUUGAGAAGUACACAAGAGUGGAGCAUGGUUAUUCUAGCAUCAAGGAUGUUCGUAAUCCUGAAAACCCAGGAUAUAAGGAUAAGAUGGAGUCCUUCUUUUUGGGAGAAACCCUGAAGUACUUCUAUUUGCUUUUCUCUGACACCCCACAUGAGUUUGAUCUUACCCAAUGGGUGUUCAAUACAGAGGGUCACCCACUUCCCAUCUUUGAUUCAUGA
Darwinula stevensoni is the source of this 1443-nucleotide messenger RNA. The record is from the annotation of a GenBank genome assembly. Lineage: Eukaryota; Metazoa; Arthropoda; Ostracoda; Podocopida; Darwinulidae.